Molecule: messenger RNA, 10621 nt
Organism: Toxorhynchites rutilus septentrionalis
Lineage: Eukaryota; Metazoa; Arthropoda; Insecta; Diptera; Culicidae
Gene: rhea
Product: talin-2
Exons: 13
Coding region: 748-9420 (2890 amino acids)
Biological process (GO): cell-cell adhesion
Cellular component (GO): focal adhesion; plasma membrane; ruffle
Molecular function (GO): actin filament binding; structural constituent of cytoskeleton; integrin binding
Source: RefSeq, a predicted model, not a curated record
UGGAGUGAGCAUUGAGUCGCGCUCAGUAACGACCAGUCGGUACGGUAAGUCGCGCGCGAUAUUAACGGCUCUGCUAAAACUCGGUUUUUGUUUCUGAUUGAAUGUUAGCUUUGGGUGUUCGAAAAAUAAGUUAACAGAUUAAUAAAAGUGGUCGAGUGUUGCAAGCAAUAAAACCAGUGGAAGAAGUUACACGAAGUUAUUCGUAUCGAAAUUAUAAAUAAGUGUCUUGUGAAAUAGCAGAUCGAGGUAAAUCAAACCGCCCUCCCACAAACACACACCGAAGUUACCCACGUAAGCGGCGUAAAUAUCGAGAACGCGGAGCGAAGGAGAUAUUUAGAUCUUGCCACACACCAAAGUUUCAGUCCCCUCAAGGUGAUCGGAACAGGGUGCGCUUCGGUCAAAAUUAAAAUUGGACCACAACAUCAGCGGAAAAUAUCAUCAUCGUAAAUUCCUCGAAACUAGGAAAACCAUCGGAUCCGUCAACGAACAACGGCAGUGGUGCACUCAGACACAGAUAGAGUAGCGAGGCGACGAAUUCGAGUGAACGAAAACAAAAAAAAAACAAACGCAGUGAAACAACGAAACUUUUCCUCAAGGAGUUUCAAAGUAAAAAAGUAAAACAACUAAAACACAGCAACAACAAAGUCCUGCGACUGGUUAGAGGUGGUAGCAGCGCAUAUUUUCUAGAAGUGCCACUCACGAACCGUCGCCGUCUGCCGUUGUCAGGAGCAGCAGCAGCAGCAGAAAAUGUCGACACUGUCGCUACGAAUCAGCCUGGAGGGCGGCCGAGUCACAAAGACGAUCCAGUUCGACCCGAACACGACGGUGUUCGAUGCGUGCCGCAUCAUCAAGGACAAAUUUGCCGAAGCGGUACAGGGACAGGCGCAGGAAUUUGGACUCUUUCUGGCAGAUGAGGACACCCGGCAGGGCGUUUGGCUGGAACCGGCGCGCAAUCUUGGCUACUAUCUGCUGAGGAAUCACGAUGUGCUGGAGUACAGACGGAAGCAUCGUAAUCUGCGCGUGCGGAUGCUGGAUGGGGCGAUCAAGACCAUUCUGGUGGACGAUUCCCAGCCGGUGUCCCAGCUGAUGGUGGUAAUUUGCACGAAGAUCGGAAUCACGAACCACGAGGAAUAUGGGCUGGUCCGGGAGGAUCCAGAGUCGCAGAAUGAGAAUUUGCCCGACAAUAAGUCCAACAUGGGAACGCUCACGCUGCGUCGUAAGGUGGCCGACAAGGAGCGGGACUCGAAGAUGGAAAGCUUGAGGAAGAAAUUACGCACGGAUGACGAAAUUAAUUGGGUGGAUGUUGGGAAGACUCUGCGGGAGCAAGGGAUCGACGAAUCGGAGACGGUUUUGCUGAGGAGGAAAUUUUUCUACUCCGAUCAAAACAUCGACUCGCGGGAUCCGGUUCAGCUGAAUCUUCUGUACGUCCAGGCAAGGGAUGCCAUCCUGGAUGGUACCCAUCCGGUAACACAGGAAAAGGCAUGCGAGUUUGCCGGUAUCCAGGUGCAGAUUCAGUUCGGUGAUCACAACGAGGCGAAGCACAAGUCUGGGUUUUUGGAUCUCCGCGAGUUCCUACCCGGCUCGUACGUCCGGGUCAAGAGCAUCGAGAAGAAGAUAUUCGCCGAGCACAAGCGUCACGUUGGACUGUCCGAUCUGGAUGCGAAGUAUCUGUACACUAAGACCGCACGGGAGUUACCCACCUACGGUGUGACGUUCUUCCUCGUGAAGGAGAAGAUGACCGGAAAGAACAAAUUGGUUCCGCGUCUGUUGGGCGUAACCAAGAGUUCGGUGCUGCGGCUCGACGAACAUUCGAAGGAAAUUCUGAAAACCUGGCCACUGACCACGGUCCGUCGGUGGGGUGCUUCUCCGAAUACGUUCACGCUGGAUUUUGGAGACUAUGCCGACCAGUACUAUUCGGUGCAGACGACUGAGGCAGAGCAGAUUGUGCAGUUGAUUGCCGGCUACAUCGAUAUUAUUUUGAAGAAAAAGCAGGCAAAGGAUCAUUUUGGCAUCGAAGGAGACGAAGGGUCUACCAUGGUGGAGGAGAGUGUGGCGCCGUCAAAAGCAACAUUCUUGCAGCAUGAGGAGACUAGCCUAGCUCAGGGAAAGGUGGAAACGCAGUCGAUUGCUAAACCGGCCAUCAUGCGUGGAUUCGACGGCGAGCGUCCAUAUGGCACUGGGGAAAUGCAGUCGAUGCAGUACGGUGCCAUCGUAGGACAGGUCAACCUGGCACAUCAACCACCCAUGCUGCAACAAACGCGCAUCAGCACUGUUCUGUCGGAGCCCCAGCGCGCUCUCAUCGGAUAUAUUUCCGCCGGUCAGGAUGCCAUCAACAAGGCGGAGGAGGACCUCAAGAGUAAGGCUCAGCUUCCGCCGCUUGGAACCGAUCCGGGAUCGUUGCAGUGGCGUGAGGAAACGCUGGAUACCUCCAAGCAGACCGUUACCACCCAUUUGGCCACCAUGAAUGCGGCCACCGCUCAGGUCGUGACGGCAUCCCAGCCGGAUGAGAUCGAUCACGAUGCGGUUGGGGCUGCCGUGUCCCAGAUCACGCAGAGCAUACCGGAGGUGACGAAGGAGGUUCGACUGAUUGCCGCCCUCAUGGAUGACGAUUGUACGGGGGAUAAGUUGCUGGAGGCCACUAGGAAGCUGUGCUCGGCCUUCAGCGAUUUGCUGAAAUCGGCCGAGCCGGAGAGCAAGGAACCACGGCAGAAUCUGCUCAAUGCGGCUAGCCGUGUGGGAGAGGCUAGCGGGCAGGUGUUGAGUACCAUGGGUGAGGAGAGUAUGGAGAGCAGAGAGCUGCACGACAUCUUGCUGGGUUUGGCUAAAGCGGUCGCGAAUACAACCGCCGCCUUGGUGCUGAAAGCUAAAUCCAUUGCGGCCGUAACCGAUGAUGAGGCCACUAGGAACAAAGUCAUCUCCGCGGCCAGUCAAUGUGCUCUCGCCACAAGCCAGCUGGUAGCGUGCGCUAGGGUUGUCGCUCCAACGAUACAGAGUCCGGCAUGUCGCGAGCAGCUGGAAGCUGCAGCCAGGGAGGUUGCCAAAGCGGUGGCCAGCCUGGUUGAGGUAUGCAACGAGGCAACCGACAAUCAGCAGCUUCGUGGCGAUCUCAUGUCCGCCGCUAAAGAUGUCUCCAAGACGCUUGCCGAACUUCUGGAGCACAUCAAGCUAAGCUCUCGCGAGAAAGCUCGUCGAGUGGAUGAAAACCCUAUGGAGGAUGUAUUAGUAGCAACCGACAUUCUCGUCUCUUCGACCGAUCCUCAGGAAAUGAUACGACAAGCCCAACAGCUAGGUAAAGCCACAGCACAGUUAAUCCAGAGCAUCAAGGGCGAAGCAGAACGUCAAGAUGAUUCGAAUAUCCAACGCAAACUUUUGGAAGCCGCUAAACAACUUGCGGACGCAACGGCACGGAUGGUAGAAGCUGCGCGUCUCUGCGCUGGCAACCCACACGAUUCCGGUCACCAAGAAUCACUGCGUGUCGCAGCGGAAGAGCUGCGAGUGAUCACCACUACCACCGCCAAUACACCGGCCAUCAAGCGCAGAUUGAUCAAUCGCCUGGAGCAGUGCUCGAAGCAGGCAGCUUCAGCGGCAACUCAAUGUAUUACAGCCGCCCAGAAUGCUCUGAUGCAUAGCAAUGAUGUCCAAACCAAGGAAAUAUUGCUGCAGGACUGUCAAACCGUGGCCGAUCAGAUCCCUCGUCUUGUCGCGGGUGUGAAGAAUACCCUCUCGCGACCCGAUGAUCCAAACGCGCAGCUUGGUUUGAUUGACGCCGCCGAAAUGUUCCUGGAGCCGGGAGCACAGGUGGCCCAAUCGGCCCGAGACCUUCAGCCUACCGUUAUGGAGCAGGCUGCUUCCCAGCAACUGUCCCGUUGUGCGUUGAACCUUAACCAUGCCAUCCACGAUCUUCGUUCUGCUGCUCAGCGAGCGAGAGAAGCCUGCGGAGGAGGCGAGUUGGACACAGCCCUGGAAGCUGUUCGUAAUCUGCGAAAUGUACUUAACGAUACACGUCGAGCUGCCCAGGAAGGUAACUUGAGACCCCUUCCGGGUGAGACAGCAGACAGCAGCUUCAAACAGCUGGCGGCACACAGCAACAGCGUGGAUUCAUCCCUCUACCAGCUGAUGUCAGCCGUUCAGCAAGGUAACCGGACCUAUGCCGGCGUCGCCGGAAGGGACGCCGCUCUAGCGCUUGGAGAGUACACCAAGAGUGUCCGUGGAGUUGUGGCGACUACCAAGAACCCAGUCGUGGUCGAUUGCGCUGACGAAGUGAUUCUGGAUUCGAUUCGGGUGAUCGAGGAGGCUCAGAAAACUCUCCAAAACCUUGGUAACCAAGAUCAGCUGAUUCUGGCGAUGAAACAAACAAAGAGUUCGCUUGGUAGAACCAUCGAUUGUCUACCGGGAGUGAAGGAUAUCAACGAGGCCUUCGAGAAUAUGGGUGAUCUGAGAGCUAUUCUGGACACUGGUGAAUAUCCCCCAUCUAGCCGCGCCUAUGGACAGUUGCAAAACGAGCUGAAGGGAGCGGCGGAGAAUUUGAACACUGCCGGUGGUCAUGUGGCUCAAUCGUACGAUAGUUCCAUUAAGCUGGCCAACUCCAGCCAAGAAUUCUACCACGCCUACAAAGAACUUAUGACGGUUACCUUGGAGAUGGCCGGACAGACCCCAGAGGAUCGGGCUCGCGAAGAGAUCGUCAACUCGCUACGUGGUGUUUCCAAUCAGUCGACCACCCUGCUGGGAACUGCCAAGCUGGUUGCCGGGGAUCCGGAUAGACCGAAUUCGAAGAACGAACUAUCGUCGGCAGCUCGAAUGGUCACCGAAAGUAUCAACCGUUUGGUGGACGUCUGUACGCAAGCCGCUCCUGGUCAGAAGGAGUGCGACAGUGCCAUCCGAAGCAUUGAAUCGUUGAGACCACUGUUGGAGUCUGCCCAAGAACCGCUGACUGAUCAGGGUUACUUCGACUGCUUGGAUACGGUCAUGGAAAAAUCCAGAACCCUGGGUGAUGGAAUGACAGGAAUUGCCAACAACGCUAAGCUUUCGAAACAUGUCGAAUUUGGACAUUCGGUCGAUUCGGUUUCCGAAUCGAUCCGCGGGUUGAUCGAAUCUGCGGCUCAAGCUGCCUACUUGGUGGGUAUUUCGAACCCCACGAGUGUCGGAGGUCGUCCAGGGUUGGUAGACCAGGCGCAGUUUGCUCGUGCCUCCCAAGCGAUUCGUCAGAGCUGUGAAGUUCUACGUGGACCUACCUCCACCCAGCAGCAAGUGCUGUCCGCUGCAACGAUCAUCGCUAAGCACACAUCGGCACUGUGCAAUGCCUGUCGCAAUGCUAGCUCGACCACAACCAACCCUGUCGCCAAGCGUCACUUUGUUCAGGCAGCGAAAGAAGUCGCCAACUCGACCGCUGAUUUGGUUCGUGAAAUCAAGGCCCUGGACAAGGACUACAGUCCAGCCUCUAGAGCCCGUUGUGCCGCUGCUACCGAACCUUUGUUGGAAGCGGUGUCGUCCCUCUGUCAGUUCGCCAAUUCUGCGGAAUUCACUUCCGUACCGGCUCGCAUCUCAACCGAUGGAAGAAAGGCUCAGGAACCAAUCCUUUAUGCUGGUCGGGGUAUCCUAGAUGGAGCGGUAGAUAUGGUGAAAACAGCGAAGGUGCUUGCGAUGACUCCAACCGAUCCUCCUGUGUGGCAACAACUCGCCAUUCACAGCCGUAACGUUUCCGAGAGCAUCAAAAAGCUAGCCUCGAGUAUUCGCGAGAAGGCUCCCGGUCAGUUGCAGUGUGAUCAGGUUCUGGAGAUUCUGAAGUCAUGCGCUAGGGAUCUGAACUCUGCCGCUCUGGCAGUUGGAGUUGAUGGUUUACCGCAGCGCAAGGAGAACAACCUGCAAGGGUUCACCAACCAGAGUCUGAACGCCGCCUCGGAAUUGAUCGACCGCCUGGAACCAAUCAAGUCCUCCGCUAAGAAGAACGCCGAAAGCCUGGGUCACGCCGUCAAUCAGAUCGCAAAACAUGUGGUUCCGCUGACAAAUGGCGUCAUCGGUGCUUGCUCUCAUGUAGUCCACUCAGGUCAGCAGACUGUUCUCAUCGAUCAGGUCAAGUCCGUUGUCGAGUGCUGUUCGCAGCUGGUACAGGUUGCUAAAAAUGCAGGAGGCAAUCCACGUGUUGCGCAUCUUCAUCCGGAGCUGGAUGAGUCCGUGGAAGCCACUCGGGAGGCCAUUCAGGAACUCAACGCCACCGUCGAGCGUCUUUCCACCGAGAAUGGUGUGGUCACGGGACUGAUGGAGCAGAUCUCCCGAUCUAUGUCUCGCAUUACCGACAAACGUCAGUCCUUCCUGGGAGCUUCCUUGAGCGACACAUAUGUUGACUAUCAGACACGCAUGGUUCAAUCGGCUAAGGAGAUCGCUCGGUUUGCUAAUGAAAUCAACGCCAAAGCUGCCGUUGAUCCUUCCAAGCUGGCUCAACUUUCCGUCGAGAUGACACAUCAUUAUACCCAGUUGGCUCAGGAUUCGAUUGGGGCCUCGGCUCUGACGACUUCACCGGACGUCGCAAUCCGUAUUCGUAACACCGUUCAAGAUCUUGGUCGCUCGGUGAAUGUGUUGAUUCAAUCGACCGCUGGAAUUCGCAAGGACGAUAGCUCCGGACUGGUUGAAAUCUCCCGUGGGGCUCGUGAUGUUUCGGAGAAGGUCUCACAGGUGCUAGCCGCCCUACAAGCUGGAUCACGCGGUACCCAGGCCUGCAUCAAUGCUUCCAGCACGGUGUCGGCCAUUAUUAGCGACUUGGACACUACCAUCAUGUUCGCCACCGCCGGAACACUGCACUCCGAAGACGAUGGAAAGUUUUCGGACCAUCGCGAGCAUAUUCUGAAGACCGCCAAGGCUCUUGUAGAGGACACAAAGAUUCUGGUGGCGGGUGCUGCCGGAACGCAGGAUCAACUGGCGGCUGCUGCGCAGAAUGCGGUUACCACGAUCCUGCAACUGGCGGAAGCGGUCAAACACGGCGCUGCCUCGCUCGGCUCCAAUCAGCCCGACUCGCAAGUGAUGGUGAUGAACGCGGUGAAAGAUGUCGCUGCAGCACUGGGUGAGCUAAUAAACGCUACUAAGCUUGCAUCCGGUAAACCCAUUAACGACCCAGCUAUGAAUGAUUUGAAAGAUAGCGCUAAGGUCAUGGUGAUGAACGUCACCUCCUUGCUGAAAACUGUUAAGGCCGUUGAAGACGAACACACCAGGGGCACACGCGCAAUGGAAGCUACCGUCGACGCCAUUUCACAGGAGAUCCGCUCGAUGCAGUUCGCUCCCGAUAUGCACCGGGCCAGCCUGCAGCAGCUGGCGAAACCGGAGGAUCUGAUCACGGUGACGAAACACGUGACGGCGGCAACGGCGAAGGCCGUAUCCGCGGGCGCCUCCAAUCUACAGGCGGACAUUGCCGCCGCAGCGAAUCUGGGCCGUAAGACCAUCUCGGACAUGUUGGUGGUGUGCAAAGCGGUCGCGUGGUCCUGUGCCGAAACGCAGGAACUGCGCCAGCGCACGCUGGAUGCAGGCUCGGCUGUCGCCAUUGCAUAUCGGGAUCUGUUGGAGAGUAUCUUGAGCCAUUGCUCAGCUGAUGAGAGGAUGCAGCUGUCGCGAAGGGUUGCCAAGUGCGUUACGGAUUUGGUCGGUAUGGCACAGCUGCUGAAGGGCUCCGACUGGGUGGAUCCGGACGAUCCGACCGUGAUUGCGGAGAACGAACUGCUCGGGGCGGCCGCCUCCAUUGAGGCUGCCGCCAAGAAGUUGGCUAGUUUGCGGCCAAGAAGGCAACCUGAAGUUAAGGAGGCGGACGAAAACAUGAACUUCGACGAAAUGAUUUUGGAGGCGGCGAAGAGCAUUAUGGCGGCCUCAUCGGCCUUGGUGCGAGCGGCAAACGCCGCCCAACGAGAGCUCGUCGAUCAGGGUAAGGUUGCCCGGCGCCCGUUGACAUCUUCAGACGAUGGCCAAUGGUCAGAGGGACUGAUUUCAGCUGCUCGACUUGUGGCGGCUGCCACACACAGUCUGGUUGAAGCAGCACAGCAUUUGGUCAUGGGUACAGGAACCGAAGAAACACUGAUCUCCACGGCUAAGCAGGUGGCUAGUUCCACAGCGCAGCUGUUGAUCGCAUGUAAAGUUAAAUCCGAUCCGAACUCGGAAACCGGUCGAAGACUGCAGGCCGCAGGCAAUGCUGUUAUCAAAUCAACCGAUAAAUUAGUUCAGGCGGCUCAACAAGCGAUCGAAGGUGAAGAGGAGCACACGUUGAAGCUGAACAGAAACAUGGUCGAUGGAAUGGCGCAAGAGAUCAACGCUCGCUCGGAAAUUCUAAUGCGCGAGCGUCAGUUGGAAGAGGCCAAGAACAAGCUGAUCGCAAUUCGUCAUGCCAAAUACCGACAGAAGCUGGGCGGUGGUUUCACCACCGACAGCAGUGACGAAGGUGGCGUCCAACCUCCCUCGUUCACCGGUUAUCAAGCGUCUUCCCCGAAGCCACACACAUUGCCCAAACCUGGUACUUACUCCCCGACAACCGUCACCAGCUCUCAAGCGUCUUCCACGGGAACAUUCCCGCGCCAACAGCAACAGCAGCAACAAACUUCCACCAGUACCGUCACCAACACAUCAACCUUCCAAAGAUCGCCACUGCUGACAGCCAACGCCGUUCCGAAACCCUACCAAUCGGACACGAUCAAAUCCCCGACCGCCCUGGUAUCGCCCUCGAUUCUUAACCGAUCGUACGAAACGACCCGAGUGGAAAAUUCCAACCUGAACGCAGGUAAAUUCAAUCGAGCCCACUUUGAGGCAACCGUUCAGGAUUUGCAGAGCAAGGUUCAACCGCUGAGCACGUUCCGAUCGUCACCAACUCAUCAGAUGCAGCAGCAGGCGGCCUACGGGACAAUCACAUCGUCUACUACCGCGACCGCUACCAGCAAUGGCACGAUGGCGCCACAGAAUUAUGAGGGAUUUACUACCAGAUACGAAACCCGUGUCUUCCCAAUCGCCAGUACUAAUUCAGCCCCUAAUAGCCUAAUCAAUGUUGAGCAGCAGUUCGCUAAACUAAACCUAGAGAGCCAUCACCAGCAGUCGCAGCAACUGCCUCAGCCUCAGCUAUUGCAGCAUCAGCAGCACCACCACCAGCAGCAGUCGCAAUUUGGCACCAAUACUAGUAGUAGUAGCAUUAGUAACCACCAGCAGCAGUAUCGCAUCAGCCCAAUAAAUAACAACACAAUCGCUCAGCUUCCCAGCAGUAGUAACAAUGGUACACUUAAUCUACCCGACAGCAGCCACAGCAGUGGCAAAAUCGAGCAAAGAAUCGCUUCCAGUCAAUCCACCACUCACACCCAGCAGAAGCAGCAGCAGCAGGUCAUUACCAAAAAGAUCCAUAUGACCACUUCGUCCUCGUCGACGAUGAAGUCGAUGAGCAGCAGUACCAACGAAUGGAAGUAGAGUGCCCCACGUGAGCAGGUAAUUUUUGUUGUAAUUUUUUGUACAGCUAAGCAUCCGAUCGGAAGAGGAUAACGAAGAAAAUCUUCAAACGUGCCUCUUUUUAUGCGAUUGAAAUUGUUAUCUAAAAGUAGAGUUGAAACUGAAAAUGGCUACAAUCGAUGGUAGUUUCCAAUGCGUUGAAAGAUGUUGUUAAUUGGUGAUGAUAACGCGGCCAUUCAUUUAGUUGACUGGCAAUAACUUACGCAUCUAGAUUUAAGUGCGCCCCUGUUUCCCCUAAAAUGUUAUUACCCCCAUUUGCUAGUUUUCUCUUAGAACAAGUGCCUCUAAACGUAUAUUUUUUACUAUAACCAAUGCCGAGUAACUAACUCCAGAUGUUUUAUUGUAACAACAGAAGCUGUGUUUUAUCUUCAGAAGUUCACAAAGUGCCACAAAACUGACCGUUAUAACACAUUUUACACGCACAUUCAGGUUGAGCCAAUGCCUUACGACGAUUUGUUGUGCUCUCCAGAGCCACAUAGAAGAAACAAGUUAAGAAGUUUUUACUUACAUCAUUAAUCUUACAGUACCACAAUUUGCCUUCGGAACAAAACGUGCGAAUAGAAUUUAGUGAAAAAUAGGAGAAGAAGAAAAAAAUUAAAUGCCAAUAUAAUCUAAGUGCCAUUCUCUUCGCUUGCAAGCCGCGUGGUGUUAUAUAAUAUUUUUAACGCAGCCAUAGCGACAGCAUUUUAUAACGUUGUUUUACACCAAACGAAGAGAAAAUAAAACAAUAUUUUACGAGAGUGAAAAAAUCAAAAUUUUGAAACCCCCUAGAAGAAGUAAUUUUUCCGUGUGUAGAAACCGUAGCCACACGUUUGACAGCCUAAGCCGCAUACGAGCAUUAACAAAUCUAAAACAAAAAAAAAAGGAGUUUUGUUUCUAGUUGUUCAACAAAUAACCGAAGCGAUUUACAAUUUGAAGCCAAUUGCUUGGGCAGCCAAGCGUUAGUAAUAGCAUGGAUGAAUAUAGAGUAACGAAGUAAUUUGAAGGAAAAAAAAGGGUUAAAAAGUAUUUUCUAAUAACGAUAUUGUAAACGAAACGAUUAAAUCAAGUGUUGAACUUUUGCCGCGCUAAUGUAUACGCGAAUGGAUUGGAGAAUAGUGUAGCAGGCAAGAUGAUAGUGAACGAAACAGUAAUUUCUAACCAAUAAAGUGCUUUAGAUGAA